CAAGCCGGUGUACUCGACGCCGUCGCCGGUGGAGAACACGCCGCAGAACAACGAGUGCAAGAUGGUGGAGCUGCGGGGCGCCCAGGUGGCCUCCUUCUCGGUGGAGGGCUGCGAGCUGAUCUGCCUGCCGCAGGCCUUCGACCUCUUCCUCAAGCACCUGGUGGGCGGCUUGCACACGGUCUACACCAAGCUCAAGCGCCUGGAGAUCACGCCGGUCGUCUGCAACGUGGAGCAGGUGCGCAUCUUGCGCGGCUUGGGCGCCAUCCAGCCCGGCGUCAACCGCUGCAAGCUCAUCUCCAGGAGGGACUUCGAGACUCUCUACAACGACUGCACCAACGCCAGUUCCAGACCUGGACGGCCUCCGAAACGGACUCAGAGCGUUACCUCUCCAGAGAAUUCUCACAUCAUGCCACAUUCUGUCCCUGGUCUCCUCUCGCCUGGAAUCAUCCCACCGACAGGUCUGACAGCUGCGGCUGCUGCUGCGGCCGCAGCCACCAACGCUGCCAUCGCGGAAGCAAUGAAGGUGAAAAAAAUUAAAUUAGAAGCAAUGUCAAACUACCAUGCCAAUAAUAACCAGCACGCAGCAGAGUCUGAAAACGGGGACCUAAAUUCUACUGUGGGCCUUGAGCUACCUUUUAUGAUGAUGCCCCACCCGCUUAUUCCGGUCAGCUUGCCCCCAGCAUCCGUCACAAUGGCCAUGAAUCAGAUGAACCACCUUACCACAAUUGCAAACAUGGCUGCCGCAGCACAAGUGCAGGGGCCUCCCUCCAGAGUGGAGACGUCUGUGAUUAAGGAGCGCGUUCCCGACAGUCCUUCUCCUGCUCCAUCUCUCGAAGACGGUCGAAGGCCUGGUAGCCAUCCAUCCUCACAUCGCAGCAGCAGCGUAUCCAGUUCCCCUGCCCGAACCGAAAGUUCUUCAGACAGAAUCCCUGUUCAUCAGAAUGGGCUCUCCAUGAACCAGAUGUUGAUGGGCUUAUCGCCGAAUGUCUUACCUGGUCCAAAAGAAGGCGAUCUGGCUGGCCAUGAUAGUGGACAUGAUUCCAAAAGAAUGCACAUGGAGAAAGAUGAGACCCCGCUCUCCACACCAACCACAAGAGACAGCCUUGACAAACUUUCACUAACUGGGCACGGACAACCUCUUCCUCCAGGUUUCCCAUCUCCUUUUCUAUUUCCUGAUGGAUUGUCCUCCAUAGAAACCCUCCUGACUAAUAUCCAGGGGCUGUUAAAGGUUGCCAUAGAUAAUGCACGGGCUCAAGAGAAGCAGGUGCAGCUUGAAAAGACGGAGCUCAAAAUGGAGCUGUUCAGGGAACGAGAACUGAGAGAAACACUUGAAAAACAGUUAGCUGUGGAGCAGAAGAACAGAGCAAUAAUUCAGAAAAGGUUAAAAAAGGAAAAGAAGGCCAAGAGGAAAUUGCAGGAAGCACUUGAAUUUGAAACGAAGCGGCGAGAACAAGCUGAGCAAGCGCUAAAGCAAGCAGCUUCCACGGAUAACCUCAGGGUCCUAAAUGAUUCUCUGACCCCAGAGAUAGAAGCUGACCGCAGCGGGGGCAGAACAGAUGCUGAGAGGACAAUACAAGAUGGAAGACUUUAUCUGAAAACGACUGUCAUGUACUGAAUUUGUCCGGUUGGAGCAACGUGUGUUACAGUUCAGAGAACUCUGCAGUAAGACAUCCAGUGUUUCAGAGGUUCUGCAAAAACAAAAGAUGCUUGCAGAAAACUUUAUCACUUCACCUAGCCAUGUGCGGAGAUUUUAAGCUUUUGAUGGGAGCAUCCUCAUUGCAUCGCCCAGGCUCCAUCCUGUGUUACAGAAGAUGUUUCUACAAUUUAUGUAACUCUCUGGUAACAACCAGGGACCAGGAAAUCUGUCCUGAGACACCAGAGCAAAACUGUAUAUUCCCAUUUCAAAGGAAUAAGAACCAUGUUCUCUCCUGAAUCUUUAGGCACAUCAAGGAAAUCUUCCACUUCUCAUCCUAAGCACUGUUAUGCCAAACCAGCAAGAUGGUUUAAAAAUGAAUAUUUCUAAAACGGGCAUCAGAAGAUUCCUAAAAACUGAAGCUAGGAGUACACAAAUCACAAUGUUAUAUAUCUUCCCCCCCC
Messenger RNA from Python bivittatus (Burmese python), 2097 nucleotides. It is a transcript of the gene DACH1, whose product is annotated as dachshund family transcription factor 1. Gene Ontology annotation, biological process: regulation of transcription by RNA polymerase II. The record is from RefSeq and is a predicted model, not a curated record. Gene Ontology annotation, molecular function: RNA polymerase II cis-regulatory region sequence-specific DNA binding; DNA-binding transcription factor activity, RNA polymerase II-specific. Lineage: Eukaryota; Metazoa; Chordata; Lepidosauria; Squamata; Pythonidae. Gene Ontology annotation, cellular component: transcription regulator complex; nucleus.